Messenger RNA from Electrophorus electricus (electric eel), 3126 nucleotides. Lineage: Eukaryota; Metazoa; Chordata; Actinopteri; Gymnotiformes; Gymnotidae. The record is from RefSeq and is a predicted model, not a curated record.
AUGUUCCUAUUUCAGACGAUAGAAACUGCUUCUAGAAACGGUGGUGAGAACGGUCCCCAUGUUCCUUCCUGUCCUGUUAUUGAGAGCAUUGAAAGCAUCUCUGGAGAGAGUGUGGAAGUCAGCUGGUCAGCUCCAGAGAGUCCAGGAGGACCCAUUGUGGGCUACAACCUCAACCUCACUGCUCACAAACACGUCGUCAGCACAACCACUGGAGAAAAUGUCUUCUUCAGCAUAUUCUACACAACACUUUACAACACCACAUACAGAAUUUCCAUAGCUGCCGUGAAUCGUGAAGGCCAAGGAGAUGUUGCAGAAGGUAGCCUGACUACCCCACCUCAGCCUGAGCAGAAAGGAGGUCAAUGGGUUUUUGCAUCAAGGCUGAACUCACUGAGGAGAAGGCAGCAGCAUGCUGACAUCUACACUCCAGCAGACUGCCUUGCAGUAGAGGCCAACAUUAAAGGGGUGGCUGUGUAUCAUCACUCCAACCGUGUCUACUUCUCAGAGGGUACUCAUAUCUGGGAAAAGGGGGCAGACAAUCUAACCAACCCCUCAGACCUCACGCUUCUGCACUCAGCUGAGGCAGAGGUCACAGCUCUAUCUGUAGACUGGCUCUACAGGAAGCUGUACUACAUCUCCAAUGGCAAGGUGUGUGUCUACUGUUGUAAACUAGAUGACUGUUCCUCUCCAGUGAACAUUAACCUGACUUUACCCAGCACUCCUAAAAAAAUCUUUGCAGAUCCUUAUAAUGGAUGGCUGUUCUUACUUUUGCAAAAUGGAAUACACCGUAUUUCUCUUCCGGAGGUUUUCAGUCAUACAGACCAUAUCGCUCUUGUGGUCAAGGCAGAUGCCAUAAGUGACUUUGUGGUCAGCUCCCCCACCAAGAGGCUGGUCUUCUACAGCAGAGAAAACUACACGCUCUCUACUGUGUCUCUGGACGGCUUGCAGCCUGUUUCUCUGAUUUCUGAGAUUCACUAUGAUACUCUAAGUAUAGCUUAUGAAAAUGGACUCCUUAUGCUUACAGAUGGUUUUGCUGUGUAUAAAGAAACAGGGAAGGGUUCUGUGGCUAUAUUUAUAGAGUUUACUAUGGACUGUGAUAUCAUUCAUUCCACUUAUGAAGGCUUUGGAAACCUCUGCUUUUUCAGUCCUCUCUCCCAAUCCUAUCCAGUACCCAGGCAGGUAGAAGACUUACAGGUUGUGUUUGGAUCAGACACAGCUACCCUCCACUGGAACAAACCAAAACCCAUGAAUGGAUCAAGUACAUCAUCUUGGCAAAACUGGACAUAUUCUGUGAGGUGUUCAGUGAAUGGAACAGUUGUUAAGGACAUCGGUGACAUAACUGAGACACAAACUUCACUUGCAGACCUACAGAGCACUCAGCAUUACAUUAUUACUGUGUGGGCCAGUUCUCCUGGAGGACACUCCCAAAGAGUAUCAUUUGAGGGCACAACUCUCCAGGCAUACAUGGACUGGUAUAAUGGCACACUGUUCUGGACUAACAGUUCAGGACACAUUAGCUGGAUGGAUAACCACUCUUCUGGUCCUAAAGUAUUUAUAGUGCCUCAGGCUAUGAAGGCUGAUGCUGUAGCCUUUGACUGGCUGGGCCAAUAUUUUUACUGGAGCUGCAAUACAAACAUGAUAUGUAGAGGAGCUAAGUCUGGUCAGGAGGCUGAAGUAUUUCUCAAGCAGAAGCAGAAGCAGAAGCAGAAGAUUGAAAACCUACUUAUAGACUCACCAAAUGCUGCCAUCUACUGGACCACUGAGACAACAGUGCAAACUUGUGGGCUGAAUGGGGAGAGAUGUCAGCUACUCAAAGAGCUCAGUGUUUUCUCAGGAAGAAAGAUUGUUGGUAUCACCGCAGACAUAUCUGAAAGGAAUCUGUACUGGGUAGUACAGGAUGGUUCUUUCUUACAUCUUUACAGAGCAGACAUCAGCAAUGAGCGAAAUAAGACACCUAAGAUAAAAAUGCAAAUGGAUUUAUACUGCAACCAUGAGGUACUGGCUGAAAGCAGAGGUUUGGCAGGUCUAGGAAAUGCCUGCUAUGCUGUCAGUAUGCUGCCAUUCCAUAAAGAGAAGGAAUCGCUGCCUGCAUUUCCCAGGGAACGUUUGAGACUACAGAGGUUGCUAGGCAGUGGUGCUUUUGGAGAGGUUUAUGAGAGUGUGAUGAUCAGCAAUCAAAGCGCUGACUUCAUGCCUGAGAACAGAGUAGCUGUCAAAACACUGCAUCAAGGUGCCAGUACUCAGGAGAAACUGGAAUUUUUAAAAGAAGCUCAUUUGAUGAGCCAGUUUAAUCACCCCAACAUCCUGCACCUUCUUGGGGUGUGUCUGUUCGAUGAGCCUCAUUAUCUCAUCCUGGAGCUGAUGGAGGGGGGAGAUCUGCGCUGCUACCUGCAAGGAGCACGGCCCACCACUACUCAUGGGCAACUUCUGAAGCUAGCCAGCCUUCUUGAUAUAAUGUUGGAUGUUGCUAAAGGAUGUGCGUAUUUGGAGAAGCUCCAUUUUGUUCAUAGAGAUCUUGCCACAAGAAACUGUCUGGUUUCAGUGAGAGGAUAUGCAGAUCCCGAUAGAUUGGUGAAAAUCGGUGACUUUGGUUUGGCCCGUGAUGUCUAUAAGAAUGAUUACUAUAGGAAAAGUGGAGAGGGCUUGCUGCCUGUACGGUGGAUGCCCCCAGAGAGUCUCACAGAUGGCAUUUUCAAUAAGCAUUCUGAUGUAUGGGCAUUUGGGGUGCUCCUAUGGGAAAUUGUGACACUAGGAAAACAGCCAUAUCCUGCUUUCUCCAACCAAGAAGUCCUGCAACACAUUAGUGCAGGUGGAAGACUCCUAGCUCCUGCUGAGUGCCCAUCAAGUCUAUACAAUGUGAUGUCGGAAUGCUGGAGGACAGAGCCCACUGAGAGACCAAGCUUCCGUUGUCUUCAGAGAACUCUGGGGCAGUUAAGAGAGUCUGAAACAUUCAGCCAAGAUGAAAGAAAUGGUCAUGUUAACCAGGACUACCAAGAAGAUGAGGAGGAGAUUUCCAGAGGUAUGGAUGCAGAUGAGCGUGUGGGGACAGAGCUGACUCAUGUCCUCAGCAGUGAGGGCCUAAAUUACCUGAUGUAUCAACCAGAUGAGGCAAGGCAGGCAUUACAAUAG